UUCACGUUCGACAACAUAAUGGCGGCGACCACGAGCGAGGACACUGCCGUGAGCUUCCUAAUGCGUCACGGCCUCCUCGCCUCCUCUAAGACAUGCGAGUACUGCGACUAUCCCAUGAACCUGUGCGUCUACAAACGCGGCACGGAGGACGAGGACCGCCGCUGGCGAUGCCGCCGUAGCGGCCACCCGGACAAGGAGCUCAGCCUGAAGAAAGGCUCCUUCUUCGACGGCACCAAGCUAGCGUACAGCACUGUGCUGCGCCUGAUGUUCUUCUGGGCGUCGGACAUCCCCGUCGGAACCACGGAGCAGUUCCUGGGCAUCUCCGACGUCACGGCGAUCGACUGGUACGGCUUCUGCCGCGACAUCUGCUGCGCCGAGAUGCUGCAGUGCAGCAUGAUGGUA
Phytophthora sojae is the source of this 402-nucleotide messenger RNA. RefSeq lists its product as hypothetical. The annotation marks the transcript as partial. The record is from RefSeq and is a predicted model, not a curated record. NCBI's taxonomy places the organism in Eukaryota, Oomycota, Peronosporomycetes, Peronosporales, Peronosporaceae. The transcript has a single exon.